AUGGCGCAGGGCGAGCCGCGGGCCGCAGCGCCGGGGCCGCGGCUGUGCUGUGCUGUCCAUGCCGGGCGGCCGCUGGAGCUGUUCUGCGAGGACUGCGGGAGCUGCGUGUGCGCUCUGUGCCCGGCGCUGGGCGCGCACCGCGGACACCGAGCCUGCCUCCUGCCGCACGCCGUGUGCCGCACGCAGGAAUGCAUGGCAUUGUGCUUGAAGAAUCUAGAAGAGAGAAAAGAGCAAGAAGCUGGUAACAGAAGGAGAAUACAGCAGGCCAUAAAUGAUGCGAAGGCACAUGCUGAUAUCAUCAAACAGCAGCUGUCAGAAAAAAUUACUGAGCUUCAGUUACUUCUUCGGGAAGAAGAGAGUCUGGCAAAAAACUUCAUUGAUGAAAAGACUCAGCAAGGCCUGGGAGCACAUGAUCAGCAUUUGAGGUCCUGUGAACAACAGCUUGCAGCCCUAGAGACCUUCACACAUCGAAUCAAACAAAUACAGCAGGACAGUGAUCCUAUUCAUUUGCUGGAGAAGUACACAGAAAUUGAGAAGGAAAUGAAGGAAUCCAGGCACCUGUUAGAAAAGUGGCAUCCAGUACCUCUCUCGUUUGAGCACUUACUUAAUCAUUAUAAACACUUAAUCGGAGUUCUUCAGUCCAUUCUACUAAAACCAUUGGAAGCCCGGCUUAAAGAAGAUGUUUUCAGUAGCCUUAAUCCCACUGCAAUGAAGGAGCCUGGGACAGUGCUGAAAACCAUGACUCCUGUCGAUCGGUUGCUUUUCUUAAAACAUGCAAGAUCACCAACCUGGGAAUAUGACAACAUUCACCCAAGACUGAAAUUGUCUGACGACCGUCUUGAAGUAAGCUGUAGCUGGAGGAGAAUAUUUUACCCCUGUAGUCCCCAGAGAUUUGAUAAAUUAUGGCAAGUGCUAAGCAGAGAUGCAUUCCUUUCUGGGAGCCAUUACUGGGAAGUUGACCUGCUUCAUGCUGGAGCAGGAUGGUGGAUUGGCGCAGCCUACCCUACCAUUGGCAGGAAAGGAGACUCUGAAGCCUGUCGACUGGGCUGGAAUAGAGCAUCUUGGUGCCUUAAGAAGUUUGAUAUUGAGUACUGGGCAUUUCACAAGGGAGAGAGAAUCCCCAUCCUGAUACAAGAUGAUCCUGAUUGCAUUGGCAUUUUUCUGAAUUAUGAAGCAGGAAUUCUUUCAUUCUACAAUGUUAGUGAUGGCAUGGCUCAUUUGCACACCUUCCACUGCAAGUUCACAGAACCAGUUUAUCCAGCCCUGAGACUCUGGGAAGGGUCCAUUAGAACAUGCAAACUAACGUAAGAAACAAUGUGAAAUAAAGCCUAUUUCAAGCUUUUUCUGUUAGUGCCACUUCAGCAAUUAUCUACACGAAUUUUUCUCUGUUGUAUCAAAGUUGUAAUUUUGAUGCUUUAAGAAGAUAACGUAAGUUCAGGAAAACCACCUGUGAUUUUUAAUGUUUUUUUUUUUUUCCAAUGAGGGAAGGUGAUCUGACUUUUAUAAAUGAUGUUGAUGUGCCACUCGAAGUCCUGUACGUACUAUUACUUUACUUUUUCCAACUUGUAACAGUAAGUUCAAGAAAAACAACUGUAUUUUUUAAUGUGUAUGUAUUUUUCAAUGGGGGAAGAUGAUUUGCCUUAUAAAUGGUGUUGCUGUACCACCUGAAGUGCUGUAUGUAGUAUUUUUUGACUUGCAAAAUGGAAGAAGUCAGGUUGAAAGAAACAUAUUACAACUUAGACUGGAACCUGGAUAUUGACUUUUUAAAAUUUUUUUAAAUGAACUUAUUCUCCUCAUUGGCCUGGAGAGACUGCAGUUGUGUAUGGCAAGAGGUUUAGUUUGGUUCAAGCUUUGAGAUUAUAUACUGCAUAUUGUUAUCAUUGACAAGGCCAAAUUUGGAUAAUAAAUGCAUUAAGUGCAUUAGCUCAUAUUUCAGCAU
Molecule: messenger RNA, 1939 nt
Organism: Pseudopodoces humilis (Tibetan ground-tit)
Lineage: Eukaryota; Metazoa; Chordata; Aves; Passeriformes; Paridae
Gene: TRIM14
Product: tripartite motif containing 14
Biological process (GO): innate immune response
Molecular function (GO): protein binding; zinc ion binding
Source: RefSeq, a predicted model, not a curated record